AUGCGAGUCGAAUUGCAGAACGAGCUAUCUAGAGAAGCUUUUUCCAAACAAUUGCUCGAUAUUGAGCCCCAUGUCCCAUUGAUCCGAUUCCCGCUAACUGAAGUUCAAAAUGGUGGAACACCACCUACGCUGCAGAAACGUGAUAUCUGGGAAUGUCAGUGGCGCCUUCUACGCUGCUGGACGAGACGAGAGUUCAUGGAUGACGAUAGAGGAGGCCCAAAAGAAUCGGCGAUGGAACCGCGACUGUCCUGA
Molecule: messenger RNA, 252 nt
Organism: Pieris macdunnoughi
Lineage: Eukaryota; Metazoa; Arthropoda; Insecta; Lepidoptera; Pieridae
Source: the annotation of a GenBank genome assembly